Dromaius novaehollandiae (emu) is the source of this 2678-nucleotide messenger RNA. RefSeq names its product pentatricopeptide repeat domain 1 (gene PTCD1). Gene Ontology annotation, molecular function: tRNA binding; protein binding. The transcript is spliced from 12 exons. The record is from RefSeq and is a predicted model, not a curated record. Bases 93 to 2504 code for a protein of 803 amino acids. Gene Ontology annotation, biological process: tRNA 3'-end processing. Gene Ontology annotation, cellular component: mitochondrial matrix. NCBI's taxonomy places the organism in Eukaryota, Metazoa, Chordata, Aves, Casuariiformes, Dromaiidae.
AUCCGCGUGCCCGCCUGACCUUCCUCCCGUGAGCCUCGGCGGCGCGCUCCUUCCCGGCUUCCCCCGCGGCGGCGGCUAGCAGCAGCGGCAAGAUGGCGCAGCCGCCGGUUCCCCUCAAGGACACCAAGCUGAUGGACGUGAAGCUGGGCCAGCUGACCUCCUGGCUGGCGAUGAGGGACUUCACCCCCGGCGGCAUCGCGGGGGCCGUGCGCAGAGGUUAUGACAGGUAUUACAAUAAAUACAUCAAUGUGAGGAAAGGGGGCCUCGGUGGUAUCACUAUGGUGCUUGCUGGUUAUGUUAUCGUCAGCUACAUCUGGAGCUAUGACCACUUGAAGCAUGACCGUCACAGGAAGUAUCACCCGGCCGCCAUGAGGCUGCUGCGGCUGGUGGCCCGCGGGCUGCUCUGGGCCCCCCGCGCCGCGCCGCGGGCAGCGCCCGGCCUGCUGCGGCCCCCGGGCCCGGGGCGGCCGCUGCCGCGGGGCCUGAGGCCGCUCGGCUCCUCUGCGGCGCUGCGCGGGGGGGACCCGGCGCAGCUCGGUGCCGGCGGCUCCGCUGACGCCGUCCACGAUGCGGACGAUGAGGACGCGGACGUGGAUUUUGGGACGCUGUCUAGUAAAUUUUCUUCCAGGAAGUAUUAUCACAAAACCACGCCACGCUUCCAGGAUUUAAGGCUUCAAGAAGAGGGGGAGGAGGAGGAGGAGGCAGGAAGGAAACCUCGGCGAGGGCCCAAGAACACGCCGUACUGGUACUUCUUAAAAUGCAAGGCCCUCAUUAGAGAGGACAAGCUAGCAGAGGCUCUGGAGCUGUUUGAGGUGCAGAUGCUGAAGGAAGAGCGCGUCCAGCCAGAAGAAAGCAACUACACAGUUCUAAUGGGUGGCUGUGGCAGGGUUGGCUACGUGAAAAAGGCGUUCAAGCUCUACAAUGAUAUGAAAAAACGAGGCUUAAUCCCCACUGAUGCCACUUACACGGCCCUGUUCAAUGCCUGCGCUGAAUCACCAUGGAAAGACUCAGGCCUGCAGAGUGCUCUCAAGUUACGGCAGCAACUAAAGAGCAAAAAUCAAGAGCUGAACCUGAUAACUUAUCACGCGCUGCUGAAAGUCUGUGCCCUGUGUUCAGAUCUCAGGAUGUGCUUUGAUGUACUGAAGGAAAUUGUGCACAAGGGUCACGUUGUCACAGCCGAGACCUUCAGCUUCCUUCUUAUGGGCUGCAUAAAGGACAGUGAAAACGGCUUCCGCUAUGCCUUGCAGGUUUGGAAACAAAUGACUAGACUUGGAAUAAAGGCUGAUAGCCACAUUUACAACUUGAUGCUCCGUGCUGCAAGAGACUGUGGAAUAGGUGAUCCAGUUUUGGCUUCUCAAGUACUGCUAGGACCCACUGAAGAGAAGUCACCUCAGCUAAGGCUUGCACCCGGGAGGCAGAAACAAAAGGCGAGAAGUCAGAGGAAGAAGGGAACGGAGAGUGCAGCUGCUGUCCAGCUGGACGUGGAAGCCAUGGAAAGGCAACUGUUUCAGGAGAACUCUGUGCAGCCUGAACAACCGAUCAAGCAACAAAAGAAAGAUGUGAAUUGGGCUGAAACAGAACCAAUGCUGGCUGGUCUUGCCAGUGCUAACAUCGCUCACAGUGGGACUGGAGCAUUGAUGAGGACAGACCAAGCUGAGAUAGAGCAGGAACAAGCAAGCCUAAGCCAGAAGCUGCAUUUCUGCAACCUGCCCAACUUACUGGAUUCCGAGAUGCCUGAUGCGGCCGUGGUUUCCUUGGGGACAGUAGCCACCCCAUCUGAUAGACUGGCUUUGAUUGGGGAUGUGGAGGGCUUCUUGAAUAAAAUGAAAGAGGACAAUGCAGAACCCAACAUUAAAACUUUUACGUUACUGGCUGAGCUGGUGAAACCCCAAAGUCCAUCAGAAUCCUCUCUGUUGGCAGUCCUUGAUGAGCAUAAAGUGAAAGUAGAUGUGACCUUCUUUAACACUUUAAUAAGAAAGAAAAGUAAACAGGGAGACCUUGAAGGAGCAAAGGGCCUGCUGCCAGCUCUAGCGAAGAGGGGAAUAUCGCCUAACCUCCAGACAUUUUGUAACUUGGCAAUCGCUUGCCACCGAGAGAAGGAUGGACUGCAGUUACUCUCAGAUUUGAAGAGGUCUGGAGUGACUCCCAACAAAUAUAUCUACAGCACCCUUAUCGCUGCUGCCGUGAGGCGGCUGGACUACAGCUACCUCACCGAGAUCCUGCGAGACAUGAGGAACAACCAAGUACCCCCCAAUGAAGUUAUCAUAAGCCAGCUGGAGUUCGCAGCACAGUACCCGCCUAAUUUUGACAGGUAUAAGUCAAAGAACACAUACCUGGAAAAAAUUGAUGGCUUCCGUGGCUACUACUAUCGGUGGUUAAAAGUAAUGGCAGGAGAGCAGACUCCCCACCCCUGGCAAAAAUACAGAACAGCUAAACGUUCAGAAAAUGAAAAUAAGGAAGAGGACGUGCAGGUGCAGGACCAGCAAGGACAGAAGUUGCAGUGAGCAGGAUACUGUGUAUGAUAGCUGAAGUCCUGCAUCUUCCAUGCGCUGGAAGAACUUGGACUUUCUCCUUACACAGCCUUCUAGUAAAGCAGCUUUGUAUUUCCAUGAAUCUGAGUUCUUGUCAUAACUAGUAAAUAAAGUACUUCUCCUUUGUGGUAAGGAGAAGCAGGUACA